This is a messenger RNA of Aureobasidium uvarum, 1305 nucleotides long. The record is from the annotation of a GenBank genome assembly. NCBI's taxonomy places the organism in Eukaryota, Fungi, Ascomycota, Dothideomycetes, Dothideales, Saccotheciaceae.
AGAAUGCGUUUAGAUCACGCUUAUACGAAAAAUGCAUUACCUGGNGGUGGUCUUCUCCAGCGCAUGAUAUUCAAAGUCGCCAUCAUGUUUAUGGUGUUGACCACCUUAACAGCAGUAAUCCUGCGCCUCUGGGCAAAAUUACGGACUGGCAAACGGAAACUUGCUGUUGAUGAUUAUAGCAUGCUGACAGCUUGGAUCCUCACACUAGGCGAAGUCAUGUUCAUGCUCUCAACCAUAUUCCUCAAAAUCUCGCUCAUGCUCUUUUAUCGUCAAUUCGUCUGGAAGAAAUGGCAGCGCCGUGCUAUAAUCGUCGCAGGAGGAUGUUCCAUAAUCCUUUCUCUGAUCGCCCUCUUCUUGUCGCUCUUUCAAUGCGGCACUCUCAAACACAUCGCACACCGACAGAUCAGCGGCAAGUGUGUGCAGCGCAAUAGAUUUGUUCCACUGCUGUACCUUCACGGAGCGACCGGAGCUGUCACUGACUGGGCUUUUGCGUUAUUACCGGUCUCUGUGCUUAUCAAAUCAUCACUCAAAACGCAUAUCAAACUCUCGGUCUGCAUUCUGCUUACAUUGGGUGUGACCGGCAGCGUGGCUGCAUGCUUCCGCACCGCAUAUGUUUAUGGCGUAUGGUUUGACCCUGCUUUUCUCGAUCCGACGGCUCAUAUCAGCUUCUAUGACCACUCGGCUCCCGAGAUUGUGCUGGCUCUUACAGAACUUGGCUUUGGAAUAUCGGCGGCUAGUCUGGCCUGCUUGCAACCACUCUUCCGACACUUGGUGCACAAGAGUCGAAACUGGAUCCAGAGGCGUUUCUCGGACGAGUCAGACAACACUACCGGCGCAGUGAGGUCGCAUAUGGGAUUGUUGCCACAGUUUGAAUUGCGAGCUAGGAAUGUCGUGGGACCGGUCUUGAAGCAAGCACAAGUCCAGGCAUGCGAGGCACCAACGCCAGAAUUUCCACCACAUCCAGCGGUCCGUAGGCACGGCUUUGCGGAUACCGGUAGUGACCCCAGCAAUCCGGGUGACGUGUCUCUCAGUCGACGCAAAUCUUCGCACGGCGUGUUGCCUACAUGCGAUGGCAUGGUUGAAGCAGGUGAUCACCAAGAGCAUCAUCGCAAAUCAGUCCGACAACGCAAACCCAGCCUGCUUAUAGGUGUGUUGCCCACCAUUGCGACAGAGACUGGCGCCGAAGAGGAAGAUUAUGGUUUCGGUCAAAUGGUGGCGGAUCCACCGAUUCAGGCCACAUUUAAAAUAGAUGAUGAUGACGAUCGAAUUUCGAGGAUGGAUUCGCAGGCUGCUAUGUUGCAUUGA